GUGUUUGUGAGUUUUGAAAGAAAAGAUACAGAAUGGCAGAAGAAGAUGAAAAGGGAUACAGAUGGGAAACAGAAUACGAGCGGACUUGGGAAGCUAUUCAAGAAGAUGAGAAAGGCUCGCUACAAGCUAGUGUGGAUGAUAUUGUCAGUAAAGCCAAGAGGAGGAAACUCCUGGAGAAAAUCAGUAAUGUCAGACUUGGUAUGAUGAGACAUUUAUUUCUUAUUAUUGACAUCUCAGAAGCCAUGAGUGACCAAGAUCUGAAACCUACUCGUCUCUUAUCAACGUUAAAACUUUUGGAGUAUUUUGUUGAGGAAUAUUUUGAUCAAAAUCCAAUCAGUCAACUAGGUAUCAUUAUCACAAAGAACAAAAGAGCAGAGAAGAUUUCAGAGCUGGGAGGAAAUCCUAGAAGACAUAUAUCCAUGUUACAGAGCCUAGCUGAUCAGGUGUGUCAUGGUGAACCUUCUCUUCAGAACUCAUUAGAACUGGCUAAUCAAACUCUCAGACAUAUGCCUGGACAUGCCAGCAGAGAAGUCUUAGUGGUGCUGGGUAGUCUGACAACAUGUGACCCCGAGAAUAUACACAGCACUAUCUCCGUCCUUAAAGAUGGAAAUGUUAGAUGUUCCGUCAUAGGUUUGGCAGCAGAGGUGUGCAUCUGUAAAAAGUUAUGCAAGGAAACACAUGGUAGCUACAAUGUAAUUCUGGACGAGAGUCAUUAUAAAGAUCUCCUUACACACCAUGUCACUCCUCCACCAGCUACGGCAAACACAGAGUCAUCACUCAUCAGAAUGGGUUUUCCUCAUCAUCAACUCAGUUCAGACAAAGAAGAGAGACCAUCCAUGUGCAUGUGUCAUCUUGACAGCAAGAAUGGCCAGGGCUUCAGUAGCACAGGGUAUUUCUGUCCCCAGUGUAAAAGUAAAUACUGUGAACUGCCCAUUGAAUGCAAGGCAUGUGGCCUAACUCUGGUGUCAGCCCCACACCUGGCUCGUUCAUAUCAUCACCUGUUUCCAUUAGAACAAUUCCGUGAAAUUCCUGUAGCUCAGAUUGGAUCAGACGUGAUAUGCUUCUCUUGUCAAUCAGCUGUUCAGGAACUUAAUGUAUAUGUAUGUGACAAUUGUGAGCAGAUUUUCUGUUUGGACUGUGAUUUAUUUAUCCAUGAAACACUACAUUCCUGUCCAGGAUGUGCUAGCUCUAGACAAACACAACAAUUAGCCAAAAUGGCAGGCUUUUCUUGACAGGAAUAAAGAACUACAUCAAAAUGACUUCAGGUUUAAUAUUUCUGAAAGACUAAUGAAUGGAAAACAUAUAAAAACCCCCUUUAAAGAUAGUUUCUGAAAGCAAAGCACUCAAAUAUGAAAAUGGAUCAAAUUAGGUUUAUCAAAACAUGCAUUGAAAAAUCUUUUCUUUGUAAAUGACUAAUAUAUUAAUAUACAUUUCACAUAAAGUAGCGAAAAAAAAAGUCAUGAACAAUUUCCUGGAGACUAGCAGUAUUGCACAGUUGUGAUUUGGCCAUCGUCAAAAAUCGUCCACUUGAUUAUUCCUACAGCAUGAGUACCAGCAACUGAAAUAUAUGAUACGGACUUAAGAUUAUUUAAAAUUCCUUAUGAGGAAAUUCAACAAAGUGAAAUAAGUUGUAAUAAAAAUAUAGACCUUUGAUAUUCUAAA
Messenger RNA from Saccostrea echinata, 1662 nucleotides. Its product is annotated as general transcription factor IIH subunit 2-like. The record is from RefSeq and is a predicted model, not a curated record. The coding region runs from base 33 to 1232 and encodes 399 amino acids. The transcript is spliced from 14 exons. Gene Ontology annotation, cellular component: transcription factor TFIIH holo complex; transcription factor TFIIH core complex. Gene Ontology annotation, biological process: DNA-templated transcription; nucleotide-excision repair; regulation of transcription by RNA polymerase II. NCBI's taxonomy places the organism in Eukaryota, Metazoa, Mollusca, Bivalvia, Ostreida, Ostreidae. Gene Ontology annotation, molecular function: zinc ion binding.